This is a messenger RNA of Hirsutella rhossiliensis, 1386 nucleotides long. Its product is annotated as hydroxymethylglutaryl-CoA synthase. Lineage: Eukaryota; Fungi; Ascomycota; Sordariomycetes; Hypocreales; Ophiocordycipitaceae. Gene Ontology annotation, biological process: ergosterol biosynthetic process; acetyl-CoA metabolic process. Gene Ontology annotation, molecular function: hydroxymethylglutaryl-CoA synthase activity. The transcript is spliced from 4 exons. Bases 1 to 1386 code for a protein of 461 amino acids. The record is from RefSeq and is a predicted model, not a curated record.
AUGGCCUCCAGACCUCAAAACGUUGGCAUCAAGGCCAUUGAGAUUUACUUCCCCAGCCAGUACGUCGAGCAAAGCGAGCUCGAAAAGUUCGAUGGCGUCGCCACCGGCAAAUACACCAUUGGCCUCGGCCAGACCAAGAUGAGCUUCUGCGACGACCGCGAAGACAUCUACUCCAUGGCCCUCACCGUCACCUCGAAGCUGCUCAGCAAAUACAACAUCGACCCCAACUCGGUUGGCCGCCUCGAGGUCGGCACCGAGACCCUCCUCGACAAGUCAAAGUCGGUCAAGUCGGUCCUCAUGCAGCUCUUCGGCGACAACACCAACCUCGAGGGCGUCGACACCAUCAAUGCCUGCUACGGCGGCACAAACGCCCUCUUCAACAGCGUCAACUGGGUCGAGUCGUCGGCCUGGGACGGCCGUGACGCCAUUGUCGUCGCCGGUGACAUUGCCCUCUACGCAAAGGGCAAUGCUCGUCCCACCGGCGGCGCCGGCGCCGUUGCCAUGCUCAUUGGCCCCGAUGCCCCCCUUGCCAUGGACACGAGCCUGCGCGGCACCUACAUGCAGCACGCCUACGACUUUUACAAGCCCGACCUGACGAGCGAGUACCCCUACGUCGACGGCCAGUUCUCCCUCACCUGCUACACAAAGGCCCUCGACGCCGCCUACCGCGACUACUGCCGGCGCGAGGCCAAGUCGACCACCAACGGCACCACCACCAAUGGCACCACCACCAACGGCCAUGCCGCCGGCGACAAGACGGCCUUUGACCGCUUCGACUACAUGGCCUUCCACGCCCCCACGUGCAAGCUGGUGCAGAAGUCUUACGCCCGCCUCCUCUACCACGACUUCCUCAACAACCCCGACGCCCCCGUCUUCGCCGAGGUGGCGCCCGAGCUGCGCGACAUGGACUACGAAAGGUCGCUGACGGACAAGCUCGUCGAAAAGACGUUCAUGGGCUUGGCCAAGAAGAAGUUCCAGGAGCGCGUCAACCCGGCCAUCCAGGUCGCCACCAUGUGCGGCAACAUGUACUGCGCCAGCGUCUGGGGCGGCCUGGCCAGUUUGCUGGGCUUUGUCGACAGCAAGGCGCUCGAGGGCAAACGCAUCGGCGUCUUCAGCUACGGCUCCGGCCUUGCCUCGAGCUUCAUGUCGUUCCGCGUCAACGGCAGCGUGGAGAAAAUGGCCAAGGCACUGCAAGUUCCCGCGCGCCUCGAGGCCCGUCGCUGCGUGCCUCCCGAGACGUAUGAGCAGAUGUGCGAGCUGCGCAAGCAAGCCCAUCUCCAGAAGGACUACACCCCCAAGGGCGACCCGUCGACCAUUGUGCCUGGUACCUACUACCUAGACAAGGUUGACGAGAUGUUCAAGCGCGAGUACAAGGUCAAGGCAUAA